Molecule: messenger RNA, 873 nt
Organism: Cylindrotheca closterium
Lineage: Eukaryota; Bacillariophyta; Bacillariophyceae; Bacillariales; Bacillariaceae
Source: the annotation of a GenBank genome assembly
AUGCCAAACACCAAAGUAGUAGUUGUCGUCCGACACGGAGAACGGUUGGAUUACACAAUGAGAGAACGUGGUGAAAAUUGGAUUUCAACCACGAAUCGUCCUUGGGAUCCUCCACUUACAGAAAAUGGAAAACAGCAAGCCAGUGCACUCGGGAUGGCUUUACCUUCCAUGCUCAAAACAUUGAAUUUGCCUUCAAUUGCUGCUGUAUAUUCGUCACCAUUUCAUCGCUGUCGACAAACCGCUGCUGGGUUGUGUGCUUCUGACGAAAUGCUGAAGGUGCAAGUGGAGCUGGGGUUGGCGGAAAGUCUCAAUCAAAAUUGGUUCCGAAGCUGGUCGAUUGAAGGAACAGAUGGAACUUGGGGAUAUGGAAAGAAAGAAUGUCCUGAUGCCAAUGAUCUCGAUCCAUCCAAAUUGAAUCCAUUGUCCAAGGUACCCGUUCAGCCCCUGUUGGAUUGGAAGCAGGGUGCCUUGGAAGAGGAGCUCAAGAAGAAGAUGGACAUAGACUACGAAUCCAAGAGUUCUAUUGAAACUCCAUAUUCCUUGCGUCCACCACUGUUUGAAAACUACAAGACUCAACAAAAACGAAUGCACGCAACGCUGGAGCAACUGAGCGAACUUCACAACAAUGAAACAAUUCUGCUCGUUUCUCAUGGCGGCCCUGUGACGCAUCUCUACGAAAGCUUGACUGGAAACACUUGGGAUCGACAUGGAGUUGCAAGAUAUUGCUGCUAUAGUAUUUAUCAGCAAGAAGAAGGAGAUGAUAAGUGGAAACCGCUAGUCGUGAAUCGAAUCUUGGGCGAAGAAGAAGAAGAAACAAAACCGACCGACGAGGAUGCUACUUCUAGUCCGCCAAAAGACUUCACAUGGGCAUAA